Necator americanus (New World hookworm) is the source of this 312-nucleotide messenger RNA. RefSeq lists its product as uncharacterized. The transcript has a single exon. Bases 1 to 312 code for a protein of 103 amino acids. Lineage: Eukaryota; Metazoa; Nematoda; Chromadorea; Rhabditida; Ancylostomatidae. The record is from RefSeq and is a predicted model, not a curated record.
AUGGUCAAAACAGCAACAGCAAUGUGCACAGGGGAUAGAGAACGGGAGGAAUCACUAAAACUGGCCACAAGCAUAGCUAGUUCAAACGGUUACUCGAGAUUGAAAUCUAACACCCAAUCUCGAACUACGAACAACACAGUGAGGAUCCCACGUGAACGUAAAAUUGCUUUGUGCAUCCCCUUCGUCUCUGACUCCUUAACUGCUGCUACACACCGGACUCUUUUGCGAGCACAGCUGCAAGAUGAUGUUGUGCUGGUGAACAUCCGGAACGACAGUAUCAAGCGACAGUCAGUGCAAGGCGACAGUCAAUGA